Molecule: messenger RNA, 5278 nt
Organism: Cydia pomonella (codling moth)
Lineage: Eukaryota; Metazoa; Arthropoda; Insecta; Lepidoptera; Tortricidae
Product: protein doublesex-like
Exons: 2
Coding region: 2344-3492 (382 amino acids)
Source: RefSeq, a predicted model, not a curated record
UUGUUCUUGCGAAGUUUGGACACUAACACUGAAAGAAGAGAGUCAGCUCCUGGUAGCGGAAAGAAAGGUGUUACGGAAGAUCCUGGGACCUAUCAAGAGAGAUGAUGGCACCUGGAGGAUCCGUAAGAAUGCCGAAAUCGAGGAGUUACUGGCCGAACCCAAUAUCAUCGGCGAAACGAAAUGCCACAGACUUCGCUGGUUCGGCCAUUUACUGAGGAUGGGUGAGGACCGAGGUGUUAAGAGAGCGUAUUUGGGACGACCGACUGGUCGCCGUCCAGUGGGUCGACCCAGAUACCGCUGGAGCGACAGUGUACAGGCGGAUCUGUGCCAACUCAAAGCCGAUAACUGGCAGGAAGUGGCACAGGAUCGGGACAGGUGGCGUUCUCUCGAUUUGGAGGCCAAGACCCUCUUUGGAUCACUGCGCCACAAAAGUUAGUUAGUUGAUGUUUUUAAACUAUUUAUAACCUAAUAAAAAAUUGUUCUGUUAUUUUUAAGCUUUCGUGUAAACUGAGCGAGAAAGAUAUUUCGGAGACGCCACCUCAUAUCCGCGAGUGUCACCAUAGAGCAACGACGCCAAUGCCGGAUCUAUCACGUGGUUAGUGAAUACAUCAUAGAGUGUUUAUAUUUCUACGAGUAUUUCUUUAUUCACGUAAUCACAAGAACUAUAUCCAAACUUAUUUACUAAGUAUCGUUAACCAGUCAGGUUUGUAUCGAUACCGCAUUCCGUAGUAGAUUUUAUACAAAAAUGAACUAUUUUAUAACAAAAGCAUCAAACUGUUCAAUAUAAUAUGUGUGUAGAUAAAAUACUCUAUGUAAUUGUGCAUAAUUAGGCAUUAUAACAUUUUCGCGGUUUCGGGGCUGGCCCCAUAGUAAUCGUUGUUCAGUAUGACCUACAUAUCCACCCCUCAGCGUAUGGUCGAACAUAACAAUUGCAACCUGUAUAUAGAUCAGAACAAUUAUAUUAGAUAUAUACUUUUGACGCGAUUUGUAGAGAUACAUAAUAUAUAAGUAAAAUAUGUGUACAUAAGUAUCCCUAUUUGGAAAAUUAUUUCAGGUUACAGAUACUCAGGUGGCGCAUUGAUUCAUCCGAUACUAUAUUAUUACCGUAUUUCACGUGAUCAUUAAAUUCAUCUCCAGACUUUAAGAUAUUUUAUUUUAUGCACUGAUAUUAAUGAAGUGUUAAAUUGUGGUCAUAUUUUACAUAUCUGAAUACGGCUCCAAUUGUCUUGUCUUGGGUAGGUAGGUAUGUUCUUAGUACCACAAGUACCUACUAAAUUUUACGUGAUCAUAAAAUAAUUCUUCAGCCCAUAUGUUAUUUAUUUUUGUAUACCUAUUCCUUCUUUACAAACUCACACUUUCAGAUUAAUAAUCGCUUAAUUUAUUCGCAUAUUUUAGACGUGAUCCGUUAGGAUCGAUACUAAACAGCGAGCGCAACAAUAUAUCUUCUAAAAGUUACUUGAUAUUAAUCCGUUGCCGGCGGCAAGUCAUAAAAAAUUAUAAAACCACUAACAAAUAUCCUUCUCGAGGGGAAUCAAUAAAUCCGAUUGAAAUAGAUAAUUAAAUUUUACUAAACCCGUUUACACUUCGGAAUAUUUACGGACUCAAAACUGACGCCUACAAGCGUUAUUUAUUACUGACGCCGGCCAUAUUUUAUGACCAUUUUGUUUUAUUAAGGUUCAUUAUGGAACUCGCCGUCAGUUAUUUUUUAUUGCUAGGAAAUGACUAAAACGGUUGAUAAUUCAUAAGGCCCCUCACAGUGUUUUAUAAACAUGGCCCUUCCGACGUGGCCGAGCCUCUAGACGGCCGACACUGAACUGAUGGCGUCGCAAAUUCGAACCUUCAAAUACGGUAACUGCGUUCACACAGCGGACUAAUCGAAUGCGUUCCUUUGGAACGGUAACGAAAUACUUAUUUCAUACCACGCCGGUAAAAACGAUCAUAACGUGCCAUUUCCUAAUCUGCAAUUGCAACUCUCGCAGCGUACAAAUUGGAACGGUUAUCGCUUUGCCAACUUCCUAGAGUGUGCCUUGCUCACUGCAUGCUUCGUUGAUAAUGGUCGUUAUUGUCUUUUUGUUGAUAUUACGGGUUUAUUUAAGUGAAAUUGGAUAAAUGGUCAUCUCACGAUAUUUCGCUAUUCAAUCCUGUUCGGUGCACCGACCGUGCGGCGCGGGCUCGCAGCGCUAGUUGCCUCGGCUUCAAAUAAGACUAAAACUUAGGAAUGAAUUAAGUAAAUACAGGCUGACAACAAAAUGUGAAAUAGAUUUCGACCUUAGUGUUACAGUGUUCCUUGGGACUCGUAUGCAGGAUCUAGAUAUCUAUAUAAGUGUGUGAUAAGACUGAGAAAUGGAUUUGAGUAAAUACCUUGCAGUGCUGGUGGUACUCCUAGUGGACGGUGGCGAGAGUGGUGGACACGGAGAGAAACAUCAUGAUCAUGUGAAACUACACGUCCCAGAGUUUAUUCACCACGACCACCAUACAAAAGUGAUAACAAUUCAUCACCAUCAUCAUAAACCAAAAAAGGAACAUCACCACCAUCACCACCAUCAUCAUAAGCCACACAUUCCUCAUGGACACCACUACCAUCAUGUAAAAAAGGUGCACAAAAAGAAGACGGAGAGCAAAGGCCACCAUGGUCACCACGGCCAUCACGGACAUCACAGCCACCAUCACAAAAACCACGGGCAUCACGGGCAUCACGGGCACCACGGUCAUCACGGCCAUCACGGCCACCACGGUGGUCAUCACCAUCACGACAGCCCAUCGUAUUUUCCUCACCACGAUACUCCUUCUAUCAGCUACGACCCUACACCCACGACCUUCGAAGAGGACUUCGGCGGCUACAGCCCAGCAGUGCCGGCUUAUGGUGCGCCCGCAUUCAUUCCUCGGACACCACAGGUCCAUGGCGUAACACACACUGUCAAGCAAGUCAAAGUGUUCGAUUCAUUACCAGGUGGCAUACCGAGUAUCACAAAUGGUCACGCCGCCGGCGGCGGAGGCUAUCAAGUUACAGAGGAAGGGGAGGAGGAAGACGAUGCUUUUACAGCUUUAGAUGGACUUCAACAGAGUUAUCCCGGAACGUUUUCUUUUGUGCAAAACGCGGCGCCAGAACCGGCAUCAAACGAUAUAUUCUCCUCGCUGUCUCCCCAAAGCACAAGUCAGGCUGCCAAUCAUGAUCCAUUUGCUGAAGCUCCCACACCUACAGCUUUUAGUGGAAAUGAAUUCACCAGCCCCUUAGCUCAGGCUCCGUUGUCCUCUUUAGCGCCAACUGAGAAUGUUAUUCCGAGCGCUGAAUCUACUCCCGAGUUCCCGAUGACCUUCCAGGCGGAGCCGACUGGGUUUGACGAUCCCGCGAAUGCGUUUGCAGGGGCGCAAGCCGGCAGCACUGCGCUGUCACCCGAGGACAAGGCGGUUAACGACAUCGUGUCCUACUCGAGGGUCGCCGGCAUACAGCAAACUAUUAAUACUGGAGGACACGAGACUGUGGUUUAUUAAUAGGUACUUAAUAUUUAUACCUUAUUUAAGUCAUGUAUAGGUAUAUCAGCAACGCCACAUUUUGUGCGGUCUGUUCAAUCGGUUUUAUAUAAUCGGAUUUGGUAGAGCAAGAACAAUCUACCUAAUCCUAAUGAAUUCUAAAUACCAUAAUGAGCAGCGAGUCAUUUCACUUCGCGCCUUGUCAGUUUAGAUUGGCAAUGUUUAAAACACAUCUACUUUUGGGGCUUUCAAAAAAAUAUUCACCUUUUCUUAAAAGUUGACAAAUGUUAUUGUGUUUUUAACCGAACCGAAAUAAGAUUCUUAGACUCCAAAACAAAUAAGAGAUUACUUACGGCAUUCGUUCCGCAUACUCCGUUUUCGUUGUAUAAAGAAUAUAAAAAGGUAAAAGUAACAUGACUCCCUUAAUUCUAUUCCAAAUUACAUGAAUGUUCUUACAUAACUAGUUACAAGCAAGAUUUUUUUGGAAGAUGUUAAUCGAUUUUACUUCCCAUGAGAUUCAAAUGUUCCUGAUAACCCUACUACUGCUAGCACAAUAGGUGCCUCAGAAACUUCCAAAUUGCGAAAAUAACUGUGGCGUCUGUGGGAUAUGCUCAAGUAAAAUCGCCCCGACUCCAUACAAAAAGCACACGGUCUGUGACGUCACAGGUUAUAUACUUAUAACGUAUGCUGUUGUAUAUAGUUUCUAUACAUUUAAUAAUAAUAAUAAGAGAUAACCGCCAUGUGGGAUGUUGACUCGACGAUGAUUGUUCCGAUAGUCGUGUCAGCGAACGGUCUCAUAGCGAAGAGUCUCGACCAAUACCUAGAAAGACUCUCGCUGGGUGGCUGGAUCAAGGGUCAGAUGCAGAAGGCAAAUCUUGGACACGGCGCGUAUAGUACGUCGGUUCCUCUCUCUGCGGCCCUGACCACCGGCAGCUUGGGCCCUGCCCCGCUGCUGGCAGCACCCUAGGUUAGGUUUUUUAUAAUGUGUUUAUAUGUAUUUUGUAUUGUUUUGUAAGUGUUUUUGUAUUUCACUUUUAUAUGCAUAUUCUAAAUAAUCUAACCUACGAUUUUAGACCAAUAAACGAAAUAAUAAUAAAAGUGGUUAAUACACACUUAGGCAACAAACACAUGUUAAUAUUUUACGUUUUUAAAUUCAAAUACCUUUACAAAAAUGAAAAUGGAAUACACAUUUUAGCAUUAAUUUCGUGUUGUUAAACGUGUUUAAUGAACGAUCAAUAUGAAAUAUUUUUUCUACUCGUCAACUGUAAUGGUUGAAUUUAGAUUUCGUAUACCAAACUAUAACUGCGCACUUUUCAUGUAUGGGCUCCCAACUAAACUAUAAUUUUAAUUUCAAUACGCUGUAGUCAACUAUAAAGAAUUGCCGAUCACUCUUGGCAACUAUAACCACGUGCCGCUGCGCUCUCGUAGAAAAGACAUAAACGAGAAGCUAUUUCAUGAGCAUAUUCAUUCAACGCACGUUUAUGUCUUUUGUACUACAUUUUGUCUACUGAGAUACUUACUAAAUUUUCGUUCUUAUUUAGGGUUUAAAAUAAACAAUAUAUUAUUUUAGGUGACUUGUAGAAAAAGUAUUGUAUAGUGAUAUAAUCACAUUAUAUAAGAACUACAACAAUGUCUGUAAACAUGACACAUGAAACAUAAUAUUACUUCGUCUAAGUAGGUACUCUAACUAGAUUAUGAAUGAUAAUGAGAGUACAAAAUAAAAUGGAAAAAAGAGCCAAAGGAUGUAUAUUUUUUAUUGCAUAAGAAUAUUGUUUGUUGUAAAAUGAUGUAAUAAAUUAUAAAUUGU